Molecule: messenger RNA, 2615 nt
Organism: Astrephomene gubernaculifera
Lineage: Eukaryota; Viridiplantae; Chlorophyta; Chlorophyceae; Chlamydomonadales; Astrephomenaceae
Source: the annotation of a GenBank genome assembly
CGCGUUUUAAGCUUUGACAACAACUGCCUAUUCACGAUGUCCACACGACUUCGCGCCCCAAGCCAGUGUUGCGUCGGAACAGCUUGUCCGCUUCGCGUAAACGCACGAUCGAGGAUCACACCAACAUCGUUUCAGCGCCGAUGUUUACGGGUUGCUGUCGUCAAGGCGUCUGCGAGUGCUGGAGCGGAUGGAAAGCAGCCACUCCACACCAGGGUUGCCAUCAUAGGAGGGGGCCCUGCAGCACACACGGCGGCGAUCUACGCAGCGCGUGCGGAGCUGGAGCCAAUAGUCUUUGAGGGUUUCAUGGCAGCCGGCAUUGCCCCCGGCGGCCAGCUGACCACCACCACCUUCGUGGAGAACUUCCCGGGCUUCGUUGAGCCCAUCAUGGGCAUCGACCUGACGGAGAAGUUCAAGCAACACAGCAAGCGCUACGGCACUCGCGUCUUCACAGAAACCGUCACGUCCGUUGACUUCCAAGUAUUCGACCAAGAGGGCUCCGACUCUAGCAGCAGCAGCAGUAGCGGAACAGGGGUUCAAACACCGCAACAACAACAUCAACAGCAGCAACCCGGCGCACCCGCGGCUCCCAGUGGCGGUGCAGCGCAGCGCAAGCGUCGCGGCCCCUUCACGUUGCGAACCACGGAGCGCUGUGUGACCGCGGACGCCGUGAUCAUCGCCACGGGUGCGAGCGCCAAGAGGCUGCGCUUCCCGGGCAGCGGGGACGAGUCGGAGGGCGGCUACUGGAACCGUGGCAUCUCCGCGUGCGCCAUCUGCGAUGGAUCCUCGCCGCUCAUCAGGAACAAGCCGGUUGCGGUGGUGGGCGGGGGCGAUAGCGCCAUGGAGGAAGCCAUGUUCCUCACCAGGUACGCCUCCAAGGUCUACAUCAUUCACCGCUUCAACUACCUGGAGGCUUCCAAGUCCAUGGCCCGCCGCGCCUUGGCCAACCCCAAGAUCGAGGUGCUGUGGUGCGCCGAGGUGCGUGAGGCGCAUGGCAGCGAGGCAACCGGCAACCUGGAGGCCAUCACCAUCGCCCGCUCGCCGCUGCCGGCGGGCGCACCGGUGGGGCUGGCAGCGGCGCCGCCCGCACCAGCUGCUGCUGCGGGUGCUGCUGCGGGUGCUGCGGGUGCUGCCCAUGCAGCAGGGAGGGACGGUGGUGAGGUGCUGGAGCGGUUGGAGGUGUGCGGGCUGUUCUUCGCCAUCGGACACCGACCCGCCACGGACUUCCUGCAGGGGCAGUUGGACCUGGACGACUACGGCUACAUCGUCACUGCGCCCGGCAGCACCGUCACCAGCGUGCCAGGUGUGUUCGCCGCGGGUGACGUGAUGGAUCGUAAGUACCGGCAGGCCAUCACGGCGGCGGGCAGCGGCUGCAUGGCGGCACUGGAGGCGGAGAGGUUCCUGCAGGCGCUGGACGCUGGUGUCGCCCCCGCGGCGGCUGCGGGUGUUGCGGAGCGCGGCGAGGGCGGCAUGCCGCAGCAGUGGACCGCCUCCGCUGCCGCCCCUCCUGCAUGACAGCGCCCCUCCUGCAUGAUGAGGGGAAGUUGAGGGGCCAGAGAUAUACCAGACCCACAGGUUGAUUGAUUGGGAACGAUUGGGAUAGAGGGAAGCUGAGGGAGGAGGAGAGUAGGGAGGCAGGGAGGCGGCUGCUCAAGGCAACCUGUGCGCGGGAUGGCGGAGCGGCUGCGGGUGCUGCCCGAUGGCAAGGCAGGGUGGGGGCGUCCUGGCAUGUGCAGCGUGCGGCAUGAGCAGGUGAAGUACGGAGCGGGGGGCGGAGGGGUGUAGAUGGCGAGCGGGGUGUUUGGGUAGGCUAGGUGGGUGUGCAUGGGUGUGUGUUUGCAGCGUUGUUGUGUAUGCGGGUGCGCUGGAGGUGUGUGGGUAGGAGGUGUGGGAAGGUAAGCGGUGGCGGUGGUUCCCAAUGACGUCCUUUGUUACGGGUGCGUGCAUGCAGGGGUAAGGUACGCAGCGAGCUGGUGUGUGCAUGCGCAUUUGCAGUGGACGUGUGUUUAGGUGGUUGGUUGCGUCUUGUUACCGCUGCUUGAAGGAGAUGUACUGUAUUGCCGGUAGCUGCAGGAGGAGAGCCCGGGGUGCGGGCGGAAGCUUGGUGCAGCUAGUACGGCAAAGGCUCUCUAUAACAGUGCAUGCUUGCUGGUGUUAUGAAGAGAGAGGUUUGUGUGAGAAGUAAGAGGUAGGCAUGAGGUCCGGCGAGUAGAGAUGAUAUUUAAUUGUGCGGUAAAACGUCUUGGCUGCGACAAACUCCGGAGAGAGAGGGGCAUUCAGCUCCCGCGGUUCGCCGCCUAACGUCAGUUUACGUAUAUGCGUUGGAGUGCAUUGGGGUUCUUAAGAGGUGCUAAGAGUGACGGGGAGGAGUACGAGGCAUGCGGCGACCUACUGUAGUGGGGGUCCUGCUGUGGCCCCGACACCGCUUUCCUUGCCAACGGCUGCCCGGUUUUGGUGGUUAAGCGGUUAAUAAAGUGCAAGAGCGAACCAGGAUACUGCUUCUGGGUGCGCAGUGCGUUCGAGUGGGGCUGUGUUCGCCGCGGAUGGGAGUCCUUGGCCACUCAGCGGCCAGGAAACAGUUGGGACAUCACACGUCCUCUUCAAGAAGCGCGCCUGAA